AGAAAACGGACUUUUUAUUACGAAUCUACAGGUUUAAUUGAUUAGGUGUGUUAAUUAAAUUCGAAAACCCAACUCUACUCUACAGCGCGCAGCUUCAUUACUGAGAUCCAGUCAUGGCACAAAACAAAGAUGGAUACACUCGCUUUGACAACCCCCCACAUGUCACCACCAUGGAUCAGCCUGCGCCGCCAGGCUUCAUGAUGCCUCCCCCUUCUUAUGAUGCCAGUGUUCCUCAUGAAGGAGUGGGUCCUGGAGUACCUGUUACCGUAUAUGCUGGACCCCCGUAUGCACCACCAACUGCUUUUGGGAAUCCCAUGUACGGACAGGGAGGGUCUGGAUAUCCACAGCAACCGUAUCCUCAAGCAGGACCUUACGCCACAGGUCCGUACAGUACUGGACCGUACGAACAACCACUUCCGUAUGAAGCGGCAAUGGGUGAUCCAGUGCAAAACGGCCCACCUCCAGACUAUGAAAAGGACCAGUUCGAAAGCUUUGGACUCGAUAAUAAAGUCAUCAGAAGGAUGUUCAUUCGAAAGGUGUUUGCUGUUUUAAGUGUGCAGCUGGCAGUGACCUGUGGCUUCGUGGCCCUCUUCACUUUUGAGCCUCACGUCAAACUGUUUGUGACGAGGAACACGUGGACGUACUGGGUCGGCUAUAUAGUUUUCCUCGUGCCUUACCUGGUCAUCCUCUGCUGCGGAGAGUUUCGCCGGAAGCAUCCGUGGAACGUCAUUUCUUUGUCUAUCCUGACACUGGCGAUGUCCUACAUGGUCGGGGUGAUAUCCAGCUUCUACGAUACUGAGAUCGUGGUGAUGGCUGCCGGCAUUACGGUGGUGGUUUGCUUCACGGUGAUCAUCUUCUCUCUACAGACCAAGUAUGACUUCACUUCCUGUUACGGGGUGCUGUUCGUGUGCUUCAUCGUCCUGUUGUUCUUUGGGAUCCUUUGCAUCUUCCUGUACAGCAGGAUUCUGGAACUGAUCUAUGCGUCGCUGGGUGCGCUGAUCUUCACCUGUUUCUUGGCCGUGGACACACAGCUGCUUCUGGGGAACAAGAAACUAUCCCUGAGUCCCGAGGAAUACGUCUUCGCCUCCCUCAAUCUGUAUUUGGACAUCAUCCAAAUCUUUUUAUACAUAUUGCGAAUCUUUGGAAGAAGCCGUGGUUAAAAUUCCACCAUUGGAGAUCAUCAUGCGUUCGUGCUUCCAGAAACAAGCGCAGUGUGGCGCUUUCUUCUAUGUUUAAAUGCUUUCU
Rhinichthys klamathensis goyatoka is the source of this 1245-nucleotide messenger RNA. It is a transcript of the gene grinab, whose product is annotated as glutamate receptor, ionotropic, N-methyl D-aspartate-associated protein 1b (glutamate binding). The coding region runs from base 114 to 1160 and encodes 348 amino acids. Gene Ontology annotation, cellular component: Golgi apparatus; membrane; endoplasmic reticulum. The record is from RefSeq and is a predicted model, not a curated record. The transcript has 7 exons. Gene Ontology annotation, biological process: negative regulation of apoptotic signaling pathway. NCBI's taxonomy places the organism in Eukaryota, Metazoa, Chordata, Actinopteri, Cypriniformes, Leuciscidae.